AGAACUACAACUCCCAUCAUGCCUUGAAAGUUGGAGUACUGUAAUCCCACGUCCAGGAUGAAGUAAGAGGUUUUUUUGCAGGAAAGAAAGGGUUAAUACGCCAUCAUUGCCAUGCCGUGGUUUUUUCUAUUCCAAAAAAGCAAAAAAAUAAACAGGUAAAAUGUAUGCAUUACAAGUUCAUGGACUCCGCCGAACGUGAUCAGGGACCAUUUCAUCUUCUCAGUGUAUCGACUGCGAUACCCCAAACACCCCUGACAUCUCAUCCAUCCACAUCAGAUAGAAAAUCCACUUUUCAGAGCCUCGGCCUCUUAUGUCAAACCAGGUGCAAGCCCAUAAAUCACGACCUCGUUGCCCCGGUCAUCUCCUCCACCAAGGGUUGACCCUUUCCUCACCGGAUGAUUUAUAAGAGAAAGUUACUUUGUUUCGUUGGCUAUGCCACAUUUGCUGUAACAGUUUUUAGCGAGAGCUUCAGGAGACAGUAAAUUUAUCGUCUCUGAACCCUGAAGGAUGACAUCAAUGCAAAGUGUCUAUCGCAUUAGGAAUUCUGCGGCGAUGGAACCAUUGGCUCGUCAUCUGUCUUCGUGGAGGAGAGUGAUGUUUCCUAUGUCGUCAUAGAACGCUAUAUAAGAAUUGACACUUUAAUGAUGAAUCCGACAAUUAAAGGAGCGUCCUGACCAACCAGACAGAGACGCAUCUGCUCCGGGGUCCAGCAGCCAUGCACAAGCUCUUCUCCUGCGGGAUCAUCCUCGCCAUCGCCUUCAGCCCGCUCCGAUCACUCCCAAUAUUAGACCCCAGCGACAUCUCCUUCCGAAUACCAGAUACAAAGAUGGAUUUUGGAGACGUGAGCAGCUGGGGCGACACUCACUUAUUACAGAACCUCCCCUCGUUUUUGGACAAGGGCAGAAAUAGGGAGAUCGACAUGGAGGAUGUUUAUAGCAAAGAAGGACUUAGCCUUGGAACUUAUAAUAUGGAUGAGGGUAUGAAAGAGGAACUAUUCGAGAAGCAGCCAGAGAUGUCACUAUUGAGCCGACUACAAGCCAAAGAGCGUAAACCUUAUAAGAAACGAGCGGGAAACCUUUCGGAAUGUUUCUGGAAAUACUGUGUGUGAUAUUGUGAGGAACCCGAACUAUCGUGUCCGAUUUCUGCUUAACACUUUCCACACCCCCUGUAUUUACGACGACGCCUCAUCUCUACACACACAGCAGGGGAUAACAGACGCGAUGGCGAACUCUGUGAAAUAGUUUUAUUUUACAUUUCAGAAAAAAAUAAUAUUUUAUGUUUUGCUGAUAUUUGGUAUAAC
Messenger RNA from Hyla sarda, 1300 nucleotides. RefSeq names its product urotensin-2-like. Lineage: Eukaryota; Metazoa; Chordata; Amphibia; Anura; Hylidae. Gene Ontology annotation, cellular component: extracellular region. Gene Ontology annotation, molecular function: hormone activity. The record is from RefSeq and is a predicted model, not a curated record. Gene Ontology annotation, biological process: regulation of blood pressure; blood vessel diameter maintenance. Bases 716 to 1108 code for a protein of 130 amino acids. The transcript is spliced from 5 exons.